GGUAAGAGUCGCAUGGCGCGUGCUUCUCUCCGCACCGCAGAAAAAUAAAUAAGUUUUUGCAGAAAAUUCCUUGCUUCGAGCUCGUGCUGUGGCGUCGCGUUAACGCGUGUCUUGACGAAGCCGGGAUUCAGGCCACGAGCGCUCCCUCUACAUUCGACCCCCGCCACCAUGGCAGACCCAGAUAUCGAUUUCACCAGCGGCGAUGCAGGGGCCUCUGCCACCUUUCCCAUGCAGUGCAGCGCGCUGCGUAAGAACGGCUAUGUGGUUCUGAAGGGGCGCCCCUGCAAAAUCGUGGAGAUGUCCACCUCCAAGACCGGCAAGCACGGGCACGCUAAGGUUCACAUGGUCGGGAUUGAUAUCUUCACUGGUAAGAAGUAUGAAGAUAUCUGCCCCUCUACCCAUAACAUGGAUGUCCCCAACAUCAAGAGAAAUGACUUCCAGCUGAUUGGCAUCACCGACGGGUUCCUCUCCCUGCUGAUGGACAACGGUGACGUUCGUGAGGACCUGAGGAUUCCCGAGGGUGACCUGGGCAAGGAGAUUGAGGGCAAGUAUGAAGCUGGAGAGGAGAUACUGGUCUCUGUGCUCUCUGCCAUGGGGGAGGAGUGUGCGGUUGCCAUCAAAUCCAUGACCAGCAAAUAGGAAGAGAAGAGACUGGAUGUUCAGGCUGAGACCUUAUACCACAACUCCUUCAUUUUGGCUCUAAUUCUCACCAAAGCUAUGGCCUUCAAACAACCUCAAGUUUCUGUUCUGGUUUUUCAUUUUGUCCCCCCCUCCCAACCCAAAAAACAUGCUGGACUUCUUGCAACUUGUCCCCCCAGUCCAAUUUGGCAUCCUGCCUGAUCAGAGGUUUUCAGUUUUAAAUUGCAUUCCUUGCCUUUUAAUUUUGCCUUUAAGAUGUCAGUCUUGCCACCUACAUUCCUGAAUGUUAAGGUUAAUAACGGGAUCCAAUUUUGUAAGUUUUUUUUUUUAUUAUUAUUACUUAGGUUGAAUAGUGCAGCAUUUAUGCCUUUCUGGGGGAAAAAUGCAUUUUGAGUUGAGAGGGAGGGGGGAAUUAACUGACAUUUAACUCCUUUAAUUUUAUUCCUACCUUGUGUGAAGGGGGGGGCUUGCUUUCCCAGCCUUGCCAGUGUUGACCACAGAUUGCUUACAAAACGUUCGCCCCGAGUCCCAGGCCACCCUCGCAGAAUGUUGGCUAACUGGAGUUGGCACUUAAAAGAUUUGGGUGGAAACAAAUAUUUUUGCCCGCUCAGAAACAAACUUCUAAAUGACUUUUUUUUUUUUUUUUUAACCAAGACAGACAUGGAUGGCCAGCACGGCUAUCCCUGGUAAACCUGAUAAGCGUCAAAGCCUGUACGUGUCUCGGCUGGGGAGGCUCUUUUCGAAUGUUUUGCUGGCGCCUUAUGUCGUGCUUUGGAAGGGACGCGGUUGGCGGGAGGUGGGGGUGUUGGAUUUUUGGUUCCCCCAACUCAAGGCCUUUUGUCACCAGACUGGAGAUAGCAAAAUAAAAAAUGAAUAGAGAAAUUUC
Paramormyrops kingsleyae is the source of this 1525-nucleotide messenger RNA. RefSeq names its product eukaryotic translation initiation factor 5A (gene eif5a). The record is from RefSeq and is a predicted model, not a curated record. Gene Ontology annotation, molecular function: RNA binding; ribosome binding; translation elongation factor activity. Lineage: Eukaryota; Metazoa; Chordata; Actinopteri; Osteoglossiformes; Mormyridae. Gene Ontology annotation, biological process: positive regulation of translational elongation; positive regulation of translational termination.